CCUAACCUCAAAUAUGUUUUAUGUGUAAAUGUAAAUAAUCAUUUGUAUAAUAAAUUCUGUAUAUAAUAAACCUUAGUAAACAUACAUUAAGCUCAUUCAAGUAAAGAAUUUCUAAACACAAUAAUUCAAAAUGUUCAAAAUAAUAUUUUUGUUGUUCACGAUAUUUAUUUGUGCAAAUUGUAACAAUGGAGAUUCUGUUGACUGUAGUAUGCUAAGAAUGGGGCAAUAUAUGUGUCCUGAUCCAAAUUAUGAUCUUAUUGAUCCCAAAACACAACAAAUCCGUGGUUGCCAACCCAACAAUAAAGCCAAAGUUCAGUGCUUAGCCAUUGAAGAAAUUACUUGUAAAGAAACAAAUAAAUCUACUUUUUUUAAAGAAAUGCCCUGCAAAUGGACGAAUGGCUACUAUUUUGACACAGCUCUCUUACUUUCCAUAUUUUUUGGAAUGUUUGGAUUAGAUAGGUUUUACCUCGGUUACCCAGCUAUUGGAUUAGCUAAAUUAUGCACCUUAGGUUUUAUGUUUCUUGGUCAAUUAGUAGAUAUAAUACUAAUAUCAACACAAGUAGUUGGACCAGCUGAUGGCUCUGCCUAUAUAACUCCAUACUAUGGUCCAAAUGUUCAAGUUGUUACAUUCAAUAAUUUUACUUUUCGAUUGAAACAGGAUGAUUGGUGAUUUUGAUAUAUUGAUGAAAAGAAUGGGAUAAAAAUGGAGCUAUAAAUCAAAAAUAGGCUGAUGAAAUGCCAAUAUGAAUAUAGAACGAACAUCAAAAUAUCUGAAUAAAAGAUUUAAUGAGUGAAGUCCCUAGGGAUAAAGAAAUUAUGACUAAGCUAUGGUGCAAAAUUUUUCAGACUGAACAGAAACUUCAUUUAUUUAUAAAGAAUAAAUUGGCUUUUACUCCAAUUGAUCUGUGAAGAUUCAACCUAUGCUUGAAUUUAUUCAUAUAUCGUGAUAAUUUUAUUUAAUUUAUAUUUGAUUUGAAAAUAUUUCAAAUUUUCUCAAUAAUUUUUUUGUAAUUGUAUAUAUGUUAUAAAUGUAAAAUUUUUAUUUGAAGUAGAAUGAACUGGUAGUUACUAACAUUCCCAAUGUUAGCAAAAUUAUAUUGUAAUUGUAAUAUAUUAAUUAUAAGCAGAUGGGCGACUUCUCCAGUAAAAUACAUAUUCUUAUUCAUGCCUA
Molecule: messenger RNA, 1171 nt
Organism: Coccinella septempunctata (seven-spotted ladybird)
Lineage: Eukaryota; Metazoa; Arthropoda; Insecta; Coleoptera; Coccinellidae
Gene: bisc
Product: TM2 domain-containing protein CG10795
Exons: 3
Coding region: 131-670 (179 amino acids)
Source: RefSeq, a predicted model, not a curated record